ACGCCCAGCGAGCGGCAGUGGGCGGAGUCUGUCGUGUCCGGGAGUGAAUGAAGGAGCUGCUGUGGAGGAGCGGAGGGUCAGAGGAGGAGAACACACACACACCGCGGUCACCUUCAUCUUCAUUAUCAUCAUCUUUAUCAUCGUCAUCUUCAUCUCCAUCAUCAUCCUCAGCUCCAGCAUGUCGGACUCGGAGAUGUCGGAGUUCGCCAGUCUCGUGGAGCGCCUCGACAGAGGAGAGGUGCCGAUGAAGAGUAUCGAGCGUGAGCUGAUCUGCCCCAUCUGUAAGGAGCUGUUCACACACCCGCUCAUCCUGCCCUGUCAGCACAGCAUCUGCCACCGCUGCGUGAAGGAUCUGCUGUUCCCCAACCAUGAGGAUUCAUUCAGCACCGACGCCGGCUCCGAGAGCUCCAACCCGGGCAGCCCGCGCUCCAGAGUGCCCUCGCCCGGCCUGGACAAGCUGGUGCGCUCAGGCUCCGUUUGCUCUCCGGGAUGGCGGCGCUCCUCCGUGACUCCCCGUGUCACCUCCUUCCCGUGCCCGGGCUGCCAGCAUGACAUAGACCUCGGGGAGCGCGGCAUCAGCAUGCUGUUCCGGAACUUCACUCUGGAGAGCAUCGUGGAGCGCUACCGUCAGGCUGCACGCGCCGCCGUGGCCAUCAUGUGCGGAGUGUGUAAGCCGCCACCGCAGGAGGCCACCAAGAGCUGCAUGGACUGCAAGGCCAGUUUCUGCAACGAGUGCUUCAAACUGCACCAUCCCUGGGGGACGCCCCGCGCCCAGCACGAGUAUGUGGGACCCACCACCAACUUCAGGCCCAAGGUUCUGAUGUGUCCAGAGCAUGAGAUGGAGAAGGUGAACAUGUACUGUGAGGUUUGCCGCCGACCCGUCUGCCACCUAUGCAAGCUGGGCGGUUCUCAUGCCAACCACAGGGUGACCUCCAUGAGCAGCGCAUACAAGAUCCUGAAGGAGAAACUCUCCAAGAGCAUCCAUUACCUGAUCAGCAAAGAAGAGCAGGUGCGCACUCAGAUUACUGCGCUGGAGCUGCUGAUGCGCAGCACGGAG
Molecule: messenger RNA, 1057 nt
Organism: Danio aesculapii
Lineage: Eukaryota; Metazoa; Chordata; Actinopteri; Cypriniformes; Danionidae
Product: E3 ubiquitin-protein ligase TRIM36-like
Exons: 5
Molecular function (GO): zinc ion binding
Source: RefSeq, a predicted model, not a curated record